Molecule: messenger RNA, 8405 nt
Organism: Dicentrarchus labrax (European seabass)
Lineage: Eukaryota; Metazoa; Chordata; Actinopteri; Moronidae
Gene: ago3b
Product: argonaute RISC catalytic component 3b
Exons: 20
Coding region: 448-3084 (878 amino acids)
Biological process (GO): regulatory ncRNA-mediated gene silencing; regulation of stem cell proliferation
Molecular function (GO): RNA binding; protein binding
Source: RefSeq, a predicted model, not a curated record
CCGCGGGAGGGAGGGCGGCGUAAGCGCAGACUUCAGACCGGUUUCUAGCCGAUACCGAGGAGGACGCCGGGUUAGUGAACCCCCCCUCAUAUCUAUUUGAUAAAGAACAACACCGGAUUGUGACGUUAACCCACCGGCACGACGAAUUCAAGCUCUCAACCUCUCACCGGAUUCAAGAGCAGCCGCGUCGAGGGGAAAGGACGGAGGCCGUUGUUCAACUUGGAGCUGUCAGUUUCACGGUAAGGGGCGACCGCGGGGAGAGCGCUUCCAGCCGAGGGGAACCCCAAGCGGCCCGGUUCCACAUCAGCGACCGAAGCCGGGGAGCGGGUUGCCGCGAAGCCGGGAGGAGCGGCGUGUCAGCCGGGGAGGACCCAUCGGGCGAGGUUUCAACCUGCGGAGGGAGAAGUGAUCACUGGGUGCCGGGUCAUCCGGACAGAGACCUCAUGAAUGGAAAUCGGAACAACAGGAGCCGUUGGAGCCCAAGCCCUCUUUUCGUUGCCACGGCGACCUGGCUAUGGCACCAUUGGGAAGCCCAUCAAGCUUCUGGCCAACUGCUUCCAGGUGGAUAUACCCAAGAUCGACGUCUAUCUGUAUGAGGUGGACAUCAAGCCCGAUAAAUGUCCUCGCCGGGUCAACAGGGAGGUGGUGGACUCCAUGGUCCAGCAUUUCAAGGUGACCAUCUUUGGCGACUGUCUGCCAGUUUACGAUGGGAAGAGAAGCCUCUACACUGCUACCCCGCUUCCUGUCGCCACCGGUGGGGUUGAUCUGGAUGUCACUCUGCCAGGUGAUGGUGGGAAGGACCGCCCAUUUAAAGUCACCAUUAAGUUUGUGUCGUUGGUCAGCUGGCACAUGCUGCACGAAGUCUUGACGGGACGCGCUGUGGCCGAGCCGGUUGACCUCGACAAACCCAUCAGCACCAACCCGGUUCACGCCGUGGAUGUCGUCCUUCGACACCUGCCCUCCAUGAAGUACACGCCUGUCGGACGAUCCUUCUUCUCCUCCCCAGAGGGCUACGACCACCCACUUGGCGGAGGAAGAGAGGUUUGGUUUGGCUUCCAUCAGUCAGUGCGGCCAGCCAUGUGGAAAAUGAUGCUCAACAUUGAUGUGUCAGCCACAGCUUUUUAUAAAGCCCAGCCAGUCAUCCAGUUCAUGUGUGAGGUCCUGGACAUUCACAACAUCGACGAGCAGCCACGCCCUCUCGCUGACUCCCACAGGGUCAAGUUCACCAAAGAGAUCAAAGGUCUGAAAGUGGAAGUGACACACUGUGGAACCAUGCGUAGGAAGUACAGAGUCUGCAAUGUGACACGACGCCCUGCCAGCCUCCAGACAUUUCCGUUGCAGCUCGAGAAUGGUCAGACAGUCGAACGCACGGUGGCGCAGUACUUCAGAGAGAAGUACAACCUGCAGCUGAAGUACCCCCACCUGCCUUGUCUGCAGGUGGGCCAGGAACAGAAACACACCUACCUGCCUCUGGAGGUGUGCAACAUUGUAGCCGGACAGCGCUGCAUUAAAAAACUAACAGAUAACCAGACGUCGACCAUGAUCAAAGCAACCGCUCGCUCUGCACCAGACAGACAGGAGGAGAUCAGCAGGCUGGUGAGGAGCGCAAACUACGAGGCCGACCCGUUCGUCCAGGAGUUUCAGUUCCGCGUGCGAGAUGAGAUGGCUCAGGUGACGGGCCGCGUCCUGCCGGCCCCCAUGCUGCAGUAUGGCGGCAGGGUGAGCUCUGAACAAUUUAUGCCCCAGCAGAUCAACCCUGCACUGUCGUUGCAGAACCGCACUGUGGCCACGCCGAGCCACGGGGUGUGGGACAUGAGGGGGAAGCAGUUUCACACCGGAGUGGAAAUCAAGAUGUGGGCCAUCGCCUGCUUCGCCACCCAGAGGCAGUGCAGAGAAGAGAUCCUCAAGAGCUUCACUGACCAGCUGCGUAAAAUCUCAAAGGAUGCUGGGAUGCCAAUCCAAGGCCAGCCAUGUUUCUGUAAAUACGCCCAGGGAGCUGACAGCGUCGAGCCGAUGUUCAGACACCUGAAGAACACCUACGGUGGGCUGCAGCUCAUCAUCGUGAUCCUGCCUGGGAAAACACCCGUCUAUGCUGAGGUGAAGCGGGUGGGUGACACCCUCCUUGGCAUGGCCACUCAGUGCGUGCAGGUGAAGAACGUAGUGAAGACGUCCCCUCAGACCCUCUCAAACCUCUGCCUCAAGAUCAACGUCAAACUGGGAGGAAUCAACAACAUCCUGGUUCCACACCAACGACCUUCAGUGUUCCAGCAGCCUGUCAUCUUCCUCGGGGCUGACGUCACUCAUCCUCCAGCAGGAGACGGGAAAAAGCCAUCUAUUGCAGCGGUGGUGGGCAGCAUGGAUGCCCACCCCAGCAGGUACUGUGCUACAGUGCGGGUCCAGAGGCCCAGACAGGAGGUCAUCCAGGACUUGGCCUCCAUGGUGCGAGAGCUCUUGAUCCAGUUCUACAAAUCGACUCGCUACAAGCCAACCAGGAUCAUCUUCUACAGAGACGGAGUGUCAGAGGGACAGUUCAGACAGGUGCUGUAUUAUGAGCUGCUGGCUAUCAGGGAGGCCUGCAUCAGUCUAGAGAAGGAUUACCAGCCGGGGAUUACUUACAUCGUCGUACAGAAACGCCAUCACACACGCCUCUUCUGUGCAGAUCGCAACGAGCGGGUUGGACGAAGUGGGAACAUUCCUGCCGGCACCACAGUGGACACAGACAUCACCCACCCAUAUGAGUUUGACUUUUACCUCUGCAGUCACGCUGGAAUCCAGGGUACGAGCCGGCCUUCCCACUACCACGUUCUGUGGGACGACAACUGUUUCACCGGCGAUGAGUUCCAGCUCCUCACCUACCAGCUGUGCCACACCUAUGUCCGCUGCACGCGCUCCGUCUCCAUCCCCGCACCGGCUUACUACGCCCACCUGGUGGCCUUCCGCGCUCGCUACCACCUGGUUGACAAAGAGCACGACAGUGCGGAGGGCAGCCACGUCUCAGGGCAGAGUAACGGCAGGGACCCCCAGGCGCUGGCCAAGGCAGUUCAGAUCCACCACGACACACUGAGGACCAUGUAUUUCGCCUGAACACCCCCAACCCUCCACUUGCCUCCAUCUUUCCCAGCCACUCAGCCAGUCUGCGCGUCCGAUUUCCACCAGCCACCUCGCCUCAUCGCCCACCACCACCAACACCCCGGGGUUGGUGAAGCAUCGGUCAGUGGGAACUCGCUAUGACGGCGGCUGCGACUGCGAGGCUGCGUAAGGAUGUAAUAAUAAGCCAGAGAGGAGUUACAGCCACAUUAUGCAAUUUGAAACCAGCCAAUCGUUUCUGUGCUCCCGCUCGUGCAUCUCUUUCUCACCUACAUCUCCUCUGCUGUAUUUAAAUCACAGUGGACUCUGCCGCGUUUUAAAAGCUCGCAAGUCACGUCCUCGCCUUCACGUUUCUGACAGCAGCUCAAAGUUUUAUUUUGCUGUUUUUUUUUUCUUUCUUUCUCGUGUGUUUUUAAAGAAUGGCGGAGCAGCAGGGAAAACAAAGACUGAUGAUUUAUUUGGUGCAUGGUUGGGCAUGAAGCAGAACCAGUGAGGACCUGACUUUCUCCGUAGCCUCAUGUUGAGCCUAAUGUUGCUGGUUUAUAAUAUAGACGUUUUUUUUUUUUUUUACAUGUUUGUGGGUUUUCAGCUUGUCUAGAUACAAUACUGUAUGUGUUAUUUCUCUGUCGAGCAAAUGUGUGAUUGCCAUGGCAACACAUUAGCUGAGUACGCUUGUAAACGGCAGGCUGCCUUAGCUUCUGUCUCCCUUUAAGCCAGUGGUUCCUCACAGUCGUUCAGCCAGACAGUAAGAAGCGUAACUCUGCACUCUACCAACACAGACACUGAAUGAAAUCUUAAUUAUUAUUAUUAUUUUUUUUUUUUGUAAACAAAGCCACGUACAGCCAUCGAUGAGGUAUUGUGUAUCGCUUGAUGCCUUACUGCGAGGCGAGGUGCGUAAAGAGGACUGGUAGAAUACAAUGCCAUGGCCACAAAAAAUGGACUAUUUUAAACUUCUCUUACUUAUAGUUCAGCUUGGUACAAAGUGUAAUACCAAACGUUUUCUUGUGUGUUUUAUUCCUCUUGCUAUUUAUGAGUUGUUUGUUUGUUCUCUUUUUAACUUAAAUUAACAUUCAUUUUCAGCAAUAGAGCAGAGUUAGACCCUUUAUAUCUUCUGACGACCAUAAAACCGUUUCUUUCUCUUUUUUUUUUUUACUUUUCCCACUUUUUACAUGAGGAACUGACCAAUGUAGUUGUCAAGAACUCCUUCAGUGCAAUAAGGUGUUAACACAGAGUGAGCGGGUUCAGUGGUGAAUGUUUUUUUUAGACGAGUAUUGGCGCAAACAUUGUUUAUGAGUGAGUUUUGGCAAGUGACCAUGAACUUGGAUUUGGGAAUGUACAGUAUUUUGACAUUCUUAUGAACUAGCGGGACUGAUGGCGCAGAUGUGAGCGUCAGUCGUGAAGUGUGAUGGAGGUUUCGGAGAGAUUAAACAAAGUGCCUGAUUUGGUUAGAGGGUGAACGGUUGGUUGGAUGGAAGGUUUUUAAUCGUAUGUUGGUUUCCGGGUGCCUCUGUUGAUGCAUUUAGUGAAAACGGUCUCCCUGGCGAACUGUAGAAACACUGCACUGCCCGACACACGGGGCUGGACUCGAGUUGAUCUCAACGCCAUGCCAAGUUGGUGUGAUUAUUCCUAAUGUUUUGGUUCCUCAUCAUCGGGAAAUAAUUACUUCCAUAUCGACUUGACACGCUUUGUUUCCUUGCGAUCGUAAAAUAUUCUGCGAUCAGAGUUGGACGAGCUUUUCUGGAGAUCAUAAAAAAAAAAGUGUUAUCAUCACACAAAAACACGUAACUGUGACAGAAUAACUGGUUUAUGAUCUCUCUCACAUUAUCACACAAUAAUUGUUUGAUCUUAAGAAAACAGAGUCGUGUCAUCACUUUAGUAAAAGCUUUUUUUUAAUAAUCUAAACGUACAUUCAGUGGCUACUUUGUUAGUUACACCUGUACAGUUAAUUCAAUCUAAUACAGCUUGAGUUGUCCAUAAAGCCCGCUGUUAGAAUUCCUAUAAUGCAGUUUAUUUGUGGAUUUAAACUAUAUGUUUCAUCAUUAAGGUCAGUCGUGGUGUCGUACUGGACUGUAACUGGGGACGGCAAAAGGUUAGACGCACCUUAAUAUAAUGUAGUCCAGUACAACACUUCCUUUAACUGUGACCUCAGUAAUAAAACCGAAUUGAGUUUAUACACUUCUGAUAUUAUAAAUUCCGUACAGACAGAUGUUACAGCAGGGCUGUUGUAUUACUGGACUGCGUUAGAUUGUACAGAUGUACCUAAAAGUGGACACUGAGUGUAGUUUUCUUCACUUUCUCUGGCCCUGCAGUCAUAAAUGUGAAUUUCUGAGCAGGCGUUUACAUCCAGCCACACGAAGGCAGAUACUGUCUACUCGGAUGUGUGUCCUCACUUGGUGCACUGAUAGGACUCGCUGUUUGCACUCAUUCAUAUUCAGAUGUCAGUCUUUAUCACCUAGCUUUGUUGCUUUUGUUUUCAGAGGAGGUCUGGGCUGGGUAUCUCCCCCAAAAAUGGUUUCACUACUUGAAAUUCAGCACAAAUUCUGAGUAGGGCUGCAACUAGCGGUCAUAUUGGUCUUCAAAUAAGCGUUUUUAUUCUCCAACAACCCGAGGAGCUGUGUCGGAUUUCUAGUUGUGUCCUACCAACCCAAAGACAGUUUAUUUUCAUAUAUGACAAAGAAAAAGCAUCAAAUUCUCACAUUUGAGUUCCUGAAAUCAGCAAAUAUUUGACAGUUUAUUUUUCUGUGGAUCGACUUAUCGUUGCAGCUCUUGUUCAGAAACAGUGCUUCUCCUACAAACACCAGAAUUACCAUCAUUCAUCAUGACAUCAUUAUGUAAUAGGGAACAGAUUUUCUGCUACAUCUCGACACACUGGCAGCUUAUCGAUCUCAAAUUAUAACCAAAUAAUCAUCGAUACAAUCCCAUUAAAAAGGACCUUCAGUCGUCGUUACCCAGGUAUUUAUCUUGCGAUGCCCAGCCCUCGAGGGAGCCGCCUCCCAUGGCCUCGCAGUAUAGUUUAAUACAGACGAAGCCUUCAGGUUUCAUCACUUGGACCAAACCAACGUGCCUGGUCGGUGGGGUGAGGGUGGAGGACUUGGAGGAGGAGGAGGAGGAGGAGGAGGAGGAGCUGACGGGCUCUGUACUGCUAACUGUGCUAGCCACAUGUCACCAGAACCAAACCUAAGCUGCUAUAAGAAAACACAUUUAUUUAAGAUUUCAUCAGAUACAUUAUAGGCUAUAUAUUGAUACAGAGAGACUAAGAGGAUAUGGUAUUUUACUGCACUUAAAAGAAAACGCAUGUGUUUUAAGGUCGAACAGUCACGAUGCUGAGAUGUUUGCUUCUCGUUUUGCCUUCAGUUGAAGCAUUUUAAUUCUAAGAAUAUCAGAACAGAUGGUUUCCCCCCCCCCCCUUCGGUGUUUGUUGUCACGUUGAAGCUGUUUCUUAAUGUCAGACAUUACCAGCAUUUGAUUUUACUUGAAGAAAAUUAGUCGUGGGCAUGUUUGACAUUGUUGGCUAGUGCUCUGCUUGUUUUUGUUUUUUUUUUGGAAAGUUUAUAUAUCGAGCCUUAUUACAGUAAUCUCUCUUUCCACUCAUAACGCCACGUACAGUAAAUAAAAACCUCUGGAGCCCGUGGGCGGGGCUUUGUGUCUUACAGCGCUGGACAUCAGAUGCCUUUUUUUUCCUCAACAGUAAAAAGCAUUUUUAAAGUCUGAAGUGAGAUAUAUUUAUAUGUAAAGAUAUUGAUGUAAUGCACACACCACUUAUUUUUUCUAACAAAAAAAAAGUCCUAUUUGAAGCAGAAAGCGUGAUUAGCUGUAGUGAAAAUAUGGCGUUUAAUAACCGUAGUGGUCUGUGCUAAUUCUUUUUCCAAAUUUGAUAAUAAUGCAAUAGGUUUUACUCGUGUGAAAAGCAAAAAAAAAAAAAACACGGUUUGCGUUUGCUGCAUCGACCUGCUUUUGUGGGAGACUGUCGGGGGUUGUUUUUGUCAUGUAAGUGAUCUGAUGAACCAUCAACCCUCCUCUGCAAAAGACCUGUGAAGACCUCCCUCUACUGUUGUUUUUAUCAUCUCAAAUUUAAAAAAAGAAGCUCAUCGAAGACGUGAGAGACUGAAUUUUGAUGGAGACGUUUCUUAAUUCAUGUGCUGCAUCAAAGAUUAUUCUUUUUUUUUAUUUUUAUUUUUUAUUCUUUUUGCGUAUUCAUGAGCAGAGGAGGGUUGAAAGUUCAUCUUCGGACCCGGUGUUGUCCGUUAACAGACUGUGCCUUUCCUGAUGGUGCUGAAGAAAAAAAAAAAAACAACAACAACAAAAAAAAACUAAAAAUCAAAGAAAUCUUAACUUUCAGAAAGGGCGCCGAGGCCCGAGUCUACAUUGAUAAGUAUAUAUUGAUACAUGACAAUACUGUAAGGUGUGAUUGUGUUUGUGUGUGUGUGUGUGUGAGAGUGUUUGUGUGUGUGUGUGUGUGUGUGAGAGUGUGUGUGUACCUCUGACAUAUGCCAAGAACACAAAAUAUGCAGAACUGAUCAGUUGUGGAGCUGACCGGACCAAAAGGCCUGUGGGGAUCGGUUUAGUAGACGGGCACUCACAAGCACAACCCAAAAACUAACAUUUCUGAAGAAUUAAGAAUAAUAAUAAUGAUAAUAAUAAUAAUAGGGGAACACUCAUGACUCUGUAGGUAACGAGUAGCUCAGUGUAGACAUUAUGUAGCAAUAUUUAUUUAACUUUAUUUCUGUCGGGAUGCCUCCCGUACUGCCUGUAAACACAUUUUCCUCUUCUUUUUUUUUUUUAUUUACUUGUUCAUUCUUGAAUGGACGGCAAUAAUGAAGCAAAGUUUCUGUGCAAUCAGUUCGUCUGGCCUUCCCUCACUGUAUGCAUGUCACUAUCUAACACCUUCUCCCCCCCCCACACCACACACACACACACACACACUUUUUACGAUUUUUAUCUUCCAAUGUGAAAUUUAGACGUUUACAGACUUGGGAUAGUUCUUCGGUUGAGUUUUUACUCCACGAGUGCCCGUUUCCCAUGUUAAGGGAUUCCCCACAAUAAUAAAUCUUUAAACCUCUGUGGUUGGCUGCAUAUCAUACUCAAAAAGAAAAAUAAUGUUUGGGUUUCACAGUAUAUUAAUGUGCUUUUUUUUUUUUUUUUUUGUUGGUUUUUUUUUUGCCUGAUUAUUAAAUGGUGACACUUUUAGAAGUAAAAACUGUAUGUCAAGACCUUUUUUUUUUUUUUGUCUUAACACUCAUCUGAUCCUGGUCCUAAGUUGAGCCUUUUUAUUUGGUUGUCAUAUUUAAUUUUUUUGAAUAAAUACUCUAUGUAUGAAA